Molecule: messenger RNA, 597 nt
Organism: Suillus subalutaceus
Lineage: Eukaryota; Fungi; Basidiomycota; Agaricomycetes; Boletales; Suillaceae
Exons: 1
Coding region: 1-597 (198 amino acids)
Source: RefSeq, a predicted model, not a curated record
AUGGUGGAGUGCAAAAUUGGCCAGUGGGUGCUUGUUCCAUUAAUCGCUAUAUUUCUUAACUCAAACCGAUAUUCAAAGGCAAUAAGGAGAACGAGCACAAGUGUGAGGCUGCUGCCAAGAAAGCAGCCGGUGGUGCAGACAAAGAAGCCUAUAACGCUGGUGAGAUUGCAUAUAAUUUUCGGUGUGAAACCUGCUCUGACUGUAGCGGUUGUCUAUGCAAUCCACAGGUCAAGCAGGCUUGCCAGGGGAUGGUUCUGGUUCCUCCCAUCAACAGGAAGAACACAACAGCCAGAGAGACAAGACGGUGCUGGCACCAUGUGUCCUCCUGAUGAAGUCACUCCUGAGCAGGAACUGGCCGCCGACCUGUUUUCAAAUUAUUUGGGACACUUGUCCCUGGAUAGGUAUGCAGCCGCCCUGCAAGAACAGUUGUCAUCGGAGCAUACCGCCAGCAUCCAGGAGUAUAUGGAUGCCAUGAAGGCUUCGGAUACAUCAUCUGGUGAUGCCCUGGACAAGCUACAUGAAGAUUUUCUUCGCCAGAUUGUGGCUAUUGAAGCGAGGAAAGAGGCUGGGCAGACACGGAAAGAUCUCUUGUACUAA